Molecule: messenger RNA, 549 nt
Organism: Daldinia decipiens
Lineage: Eukaryota; Fungi; Ascomycota; Sordariomycetes; Xylariales; Hypoxylaceae
Product: small nuclear ribonucleoprotein Sm D3
Exons: 2
Coding region: 166-447 (93 amino acids)
Biological process (GO): spliceosomal snRNP assembly; RNA processing
Cellular component (GO): spliceosomal tri-snRNP complex; commitment complex; U2 snRNP
Molecular function (GO): RNA binding
Source: RefSeq, a predicted model, not a curated record
AUUCGAUUAAUUUUAGGUCGUUUCCAAUUGUUCAUGCAUCAAUACACACACAAUACCUUGAAAGCGUCGCGAACCGCAUAUACAUAACGAACCUCAACCGCGCGCUAUAGCCCUCUCCAAUUACAGAAGGCCUUCUGCAAUCGCUCUCUCUCCAGUUCAAGCAAGAUGACGUCGACAAUCGGUAUUCCCAUCAAGCUUCUCAACGAAGCGCAAGGUCAUAUCGUGACCUUGGAGAUUACCUCGGGCCAGACGUAUCGCGGCAAGCUACUUGAAGCCGAGGACAACAUGAACGUACAGCUCAAGGACAUCACAGUCACGGCGCGCGACGGACGAGUAAGCCACUUGGAUCAGGUGUAUAUCCGCGGCAGCCACGUGCGAUUCUUUAUCGUGCCCGACAUGUUGAAGUAUGCAUCACGCAUUUUUGGGAAGAAGCACCUUAAAUACUAACGUCUACCAUAGAAAUGCCCCUAUGUUUCGAAGUCGCAACGCGAGAGGUCGUGGUGUCGGUCUAGCCAGAGGACGAGCGACUGUUAGUAGAGCGAGAGCGAG